AGAAGAAACUCGUGGAGCUGCUGGUAUUCUCCCUCCCUCUCUUCACGUGAUUCAGUUUCUCCAGACCAGGGAAGCCGAGGACAAGUCAUACUGUGCGAGAUGGCUGCCGGCAGCCAACUCCUCCUCCUGCUCCUGCUGCCCGGGCUGACCGCAGCCUCGCACAGCCCUCCCGGCUGCAAGAUCCGGAUUACCUCCAAGGGGCUGGACCUCGUGAAGCAUGAGGGUCUGCGCUUCGUGGAGCAGGAGCUGGAGAACAUCACAGUGUCAGACCUGCACGGGAAGGAGGGGCAGUUCCACUACAACAUCAGCCAGGUCAAGGUGAUGGACCUGCAGCUGCCAUUUUCCAACCUGCACUUCCAGCCGCAGCAGCACCUCGCCUUCAACAUCAACAAUGCUUCCAUCAGCCUGCGCUUCAGGCGGCAGCUGCUCUACUGGUUCUUCUAUGACAUCGGAUCCAUCAAUGCUUCUGCUGAUGGUGUCCACAUCCAUACUGUGCUGCAGCUGGCCAAGGAUGAGGUUGGACGCCUGAAGAUUUCCAACAUGUCCUGCAACGCCUCCAUUGCCAGAAUGCACGCAGGAUUCUCCGGCACGCUCAGGAAGGUCUAUGAGUUCCUGAGCACCUUCAUUGUCACAGGGAUGCGCUUCCUUCUCAGCCAGCAGAUCUGCCCGUCCCUGGAGCAUGCCAGCCUGGUGCUGCUGAACUCCUUGCUGGACACAGUGCCAGUAAGGAACUACGUAGACGAGCACAUUGGGAUCGACUACUCCCUGCUACGUGAUCCAGUUGUCUCCCCAGAGACCCUCGACCUGGACUUCAAGGGCAUGUUCUUCUACCGUGCGAGGGAGGACCAGGAGCUGGAGAACCACGCGGUGGAGCCGGUGAUCAAGGAGACUGAGCGCAUGGUUUAUGUUGCCUUCUCUGAGUACUUCUUUGACUCAGCCAUGCACGCAUACUUCCAGGCGAGUGUGCUGGCCAUGCAGCUUGAGGGGGAGAAGGUGCCCAAGGACCUGGAGGUUCUGCUGAGAGCCACCUUCUUUGGGACCAUCUUCAUGCUGAACCCUGCUGUGGUGGAUGCUCCCCUGCGGCUGGUGCUUCAGGUGUCAGCUCCCCCCCGCUGUGUGAUCAAACCCUCGGGAACCUCCAUCUCUGUCUCUGCCUUCCUCAACAUCUCGCUGGUACCCGCAGACCGCCCUGCUGUCCAGCUUUCCAGCAUGGCCAUGGAAUCAAAGCUGAGCGCCAAGGUGUACCUGCAAGGGAAGGCACUGCGCGUGCAGCUGGACCUGCGACGGUUUCGCAUCUAUUCCAAGCAGUCAGCAUUGGAGUCACUGGCGCUGUUCUCACUGCAGGCCCCGCUGAAAACUCUGCUGCAGCUGACAAUCAUGCCCAUCAUUAAUGAGAGGACAAAGAAGGGUGUGCAGAUUCCUCUGCCAGAAGGCAUGGACUUCACCAGAGAGGUGGUCACCAAUCAUGCGGGAUUUCUCACAGUGGGAGCUGAUCUCCACUUCUCCAAGGGGCUGCGGGAAGUGAUUGAGAAGUACCGCUCCGCCCCUGCAGUCCCUGCUGAGCCCACCGUGCAGACCACAGCAGCCAGCACAGGCCCCCACCAGCUGUAGCUCUGCUUACUUGCUCCUUCACCCUGGACAAAGGUCAGAUCCCGGGCUGGACCCGUAGGCUGUAGGUAGGAAGCAACAUUCCCAGUACCACUCACACAUCCUGCAGGGCAUCUGCACCCACAUGGGCAGCAGCAAGGUGGAGACAGCUGCUCUGGGAAUCCCUGCUGCACCCCUUCUCAUACACUAAUAAACCACUGAAUGCCA
This is a messenger RNA of Gallus gallus (chicken), 1815 nucleotides long. It is a transcript of the gene PLTP, whose product is annotated as phospholipid transfer protein. Bases 100 to 1611 code for a protein of 503 amino acids. Gene Ontology annotation, biological process: phospholipid transport; ceramide transport; high-density lipoprotein particle remodeling. Lineage: Eukaryota; Metazoa; Chordata; Aves; Galliformes; Phasianidae. The transcript has 16 exons. The record is from RefSeq and is marked validated. Gene Ontology annotation, molecular function: ceramide transfer activity; phosphatidylglycerol binding; ceramide binding.